ACUGGUUUGAAAUUCAAACCUGCAGUCGUGCAUGACACCUUCUUGAUCUUAUCCCCAAAUCUUAGCCAUUCCGGUAUCUGUUUCUUACAGAGUCAAAUAUGUUAUGCUGAAUUCUGACAAAUGGAGCCAUAACGCGUGCCAUGGAGUAGAUGUAGACCCUCUUCCACAAUUAUUUUCAUUACUCAACUCACAUCCAAGAAAUGUAUACUCGAAAAAGAGCACCGGUGCCACUCUUCGCCUUCCUCUUCUUAAGCUACUGUUGCGCCCAAACUGUCGUACCCAAAACCCUUGUAGCCCCCAUUCUUAAAGACCCAUCCACCCUCCAAUACCUCACCACACUCCUCCUCGGAACCCCUCUCCGCCCUGAAACCGCCGUCGUCCAUCUCGGCAGCUCCUAUACGUGGCUCUCAUCCACCAACUACACCUCCUCCACCUCCCGCCCUGUCCCGUGCUCCUCCCUGCUCUGCACCAAAGCCGACUUCACUCGGUGCUCGGACAAUGGCACCUGUGGUGUGUUUCCCCAAAGCAUACACACCGCCGACAAUGCCCCCCUCAUCCAAGAUCGUGUGGCCAUCAAAUCGAGUGACGGUCAUCUCAACGCCUUCUCGGACUUCACAUUAGCGGUUGCUCCUUCCCAUCUUUUAAAAUCUCUCGCCGCAACAGCCACUGGAGUGGCCGGACUUAGCCGCUCUGAUUACUCGCUCCCAAAACAGAUAUUCAAACAAUUCGGCGUUCUCCCCAAGUUCACUCUCUGUCUCACUCGCUCGUUCAGGUCACCGGGUGUGCUCUUUUUUGGCCAAGGGCCCUAUCUGCUUCAGCCCGGCGUCAACUCAUUGAAGGGGCUCGCAUACACACCACUACUCACUAACCCAGUGAGCACCGCAAUGGUCGCCGAGCCCGGGACACCGUCGCAUGAGUACUUCAUUGGGGUGAAGGCCAUCCGUGUGGGGGGAAAGCCUGUCAACUUUAGUGCUUCUCUCUUAGAGAUCGAGCCUGCACACGGUGAUGGUGGCACCAAGAUUAGCACUGUUGACACUUACACAAGGCUCCAUACCUCCAUCUAUACAGCGGUUAUCGAGGCUUUCGCAAAGGAGGCGAAGCGCAUGAACAUGAGAAGGGUUCCGAGGGUGAAGCCUUUCGGGGCAUGCUACAAACCCAAAAGCGUGGGGAGAACGAGGACCGGGCCGUCCGUGCCUUUGAUUGAGCUUGUUAUGGGCAAUGGAGAGGCUACUUGGCCCAUAUAUGGUGCUAACUCUAUGGUGGAGAUGAGCAACGGUGCUCUUUGCUUAGGGUUUGUGGAUGGUGGGCAUAGAGAUGGAAUGACUGCUGGGCCAGUGACUUCCAUUGAGAUUGGAGGGCACCAGCUGGAAGACAAUGUGGUAGAAUUUGACAUGGAAAAAUCUAGGGUUGGGCUCAGCUCCUCCUUGCUGCUUCAACAAACCACCUGUGCUGACUUCAAAUUUUUACUUUGAAGUUUUAUUUUACUGUUGCUCUUUGCAUUUUUUUUUUCUUUAUAGUAAUUUGAGUCUUUAGAGAAUGGUGUGGUUUGUAUAAGGCUGAGAACCUAAAUAAUCAAAAUAAGGCGCGCCUUCCUAUA
Messenger RNA from Amborella trichopoda, 1597 nucleotides. NCBI's taxonomy places the organism in Eukaryota, Viridiplantae, Streptophyta, Magnoliopsida, Amborellales, Amborellaceae. The record is from RefSeq and is a predicted model, not a curated record.